UUCAAUCAAUCACACAUAUACACAUAUAUAAUACAUUUAAAAAUGUUCAAGCUAUUCUGUGCCGUACUUGUACUCUCGAUGGUUGCCACAUCGUUUGGCCUCAACGUCGUUCCAACCACCACUGUCAUUGAUGUCCCAACCAAGGUCACCAUGGACAUGUGUCCAACCUGUGUCGACUUCAUGGGCGACUCCCUGGAUCUCCUUAUUAACAUCAUCCUCAACACAUAUAUCCUCGGUACCUGUGGAGACCUCUGUGGAAAGCUUCCAAAGGAGGACGAGAAGAUUACCUGUGACCUGCUGUGUGGCUACGUCGGAAUUGAUGUGUUCAUCAGAAUUAUCACUGAUGAGGACCCCGACCCAGUGUACAUGUGUGAGGAGAUGAAGGUCUGCCCAAUCCGUGACGGUGGCAAUGCUACCAUCAGCAGCUUGGUCGUGGACCCAGUCAACGGCACCAUCGGCACCGACUUCAACAUCCUGUGCACCUUUGAGGUGACCAGCCAGCUCGGCACCGGCCAGCUGAUGAUCAACGUUAUCGACCCAACCGGAUUUGGAUUCGGUGGUGGCGACCUCUUGGUCGGCACUCAGCCAGGCACCUACAACGCCAAGUUCUCCUUCAGAGCCGAGCCUUCCGAGCAGGAGCCAUUCUACCCAGGCGAGUACAUCGUCCAGGCUGCCGUCUGUGAGGGUUCAUGUGGCUCUCCACACCCACACAGCAGAAUCUACGAUCUGUUGAACACCACCUUUACCCUUACCGGU
This is a messenger RNA of Acytostelium subglobosum LB1, 756 nucleotides long. RefSeq lists its product as hypothetical. Lineage: Eukaryota; Evosea; Eumycetozoa; Acytosteliales; Acytosteliaceae. The annotation marks the transcript as partial. The transcript is spliced from 2 exons. The record is from RefSeq and is a predicted model, not a curated record.